Haemonchus placei is the source of this 735-nucleotide messenger RNA. NCBI's taxonomy places the organism in Eukaryota, Metazoa, Nematoda, Chromadorea, Rhabditida, Trichostrongylidae. The record is from the annotation of a GenBank genome assembly.
UCGGAACUGAUUUUACUUGCCUCAAAUCACUUUGUCCGGCACUACUCAAUUUUAAAUUUAGUUGGUUCCUCUGCUUCUGAUUAUGGCUCCUACCAUCAUGUCCAACAGCCUACCAAGAUGACGUCAUCUACAGUAUCCAGUGGGACUCACAGCUCAGGAAGUCAGCUGUCGAGUCCACCUAGCACUAAUAAGGUAAUCACAACUUACCCAACAUCUGGCCGAGUCUCCGCUCUCCACGUUACUCCUUCACCCAGUGACUCCGGCAUAGUUGAUUAUGAGACCCUAAUUCGAGACAAAGAAAACGAGCUUAGGGUGGUAAGGAACACAAUGGAGCAGAAUGAAGAGAUCAUAGUGAAAGUAUACCAGGAAAAAGAACGAGCAUGGAAAGAAGAACUGGAACAUCUACGUUCACGUCUAAGUGCAUCCGAAAAAGGUGAAAAUGCACUUCGAGCACAAUUGGCCGGUUGCCAAAAACAGACGGACACUAUGAGUAGGACAAUUGAUGGUCUUCGGGAUGAGAAGACAGGCCUGCUCAGAAAGGUUGGUGCUUGGAACUUGGAAGGGUUACUCAGUAAUGUGGAUUCUUCUGAUGUGUCUUUGCGCAGUGAGGUUGCAAGUUUGCGCGAUGAAGUCGCAACACUCAAGGAAGCGCUCACAGCUCAAAUGCAAGUAUUCACCGAUGAGAGGAAAAAAUGGGAGCGUGAGGUUAGAGUUUUGCCAUCUGUUGCUUCGUAG